This is a messenger RNA of Antechinus flavipes (yellow-footed antechinus), 4496 nucleotides long. RefSeq names its product immunoglobulin superfamily member 1-like. Gene Ontology annotation, cellular component: plasma membrane. The transcript is spliced from 14 exons. NCBI's taxonomy places the organism in Eukaryota, Metazoa, Chordata, Mammalia, Dasyuromorphia, Dasyuridae. The record is from RefSeq and is a predicted model, not a curated record. The coding region runs from base 28 to 2751 and encodes 907 amino acids.
UGCCUACACUGGGAAGCUAGGACACAAAUGGGCACUCUUCCCAGGCCCUUCCUUUGGGCUGACCCAAGUCCUGUGGUCCAUAAAGAAGCAAAUGUGACCCUCCGGUGCCAGGGCCGACCAGGGAGUGACAGAUUCCAGCUAUGGAUGGAUGGAGAGCUCAGAGAGGAGAGAAAUGACUCAUGGUCACAGGCAGACUUUGUGCUCAGGAGGGUGGAUGACUUCAAUGAUGCGAGAAGCUACAGGUGCCGCUCUGGGCAGGGGACCUUGUGGUCAGAGCUCAGUGACCCCCUGGCCCUGGUGGUGGUGACAGAACUCCUCCCCAGACCCAGCAUUUCAGUCUCACCUCGCUCCAUAAUAUCUGCAAGCACAACAGUGAACAUCUGCUGCUCCUUCCAAUCACUGUCAUCCUCUCAGAGCUACAGUUUUGCCCUCCUGGAGGCAAAGAGCCUGGAGCCCUUACAGCUACAGAACAUUACAGGAAAACAGGCUGCUUUCUCACUUCCAUCUGUGAGGACCGAGGACAGUGGGAGCUACAGCUGUAUUUACUACAGGAAGACACCCCCCUACAGGGGGUCAUAUCCCAGCCAUGCCCUGGAGCUGACUGUGUUGGGACCACUCCCCAAGCCCACUCUGUGGACCCACACUGACCUUGUGGUGACCCCAAGGACCAACAUCAUUCUGUGGUGCUCCAGGCCCAGGCUAUCUUCUCUUCAAGAGGUGACUUUCACUCUGUGGAAGUCUGGGACCCAGGAACCCUUACAACAGCAGCCCACAGCAGAUCUCUGGACUGACUUCUCCCUCUCCUCUCUGAGCCCUGAGGACACUGGGAGCUACAGGUGUGCUUACAGGACAGUCUCUGGGACAGAAUCAGAGUCCAGUGAUGCUGUGGAGCUGGUGGUGCCAGGAUCUCUGCCCAAGCCUUCUCUCUCAGCCCUCCCAGGCCUGGUGGUGGAGCCUGGGAAGCAUGUGACUCUCCAGUGCAGGCAGCCCCCUCGGUCAGCACUCUGGAGAGCGACAUUCACUCUGCUGAAGGUGGGCAGCCCUCAACCCCUGCAGAGCCAGAGCCCAGCUGGGACUUCAGCUGACUUCCCCCUCCUGUCUGUGAGGGCCCAGGAUGUUGGCAACUACACCUGUGUCUACUAUAGUAGGACGUCUCCAUACCAGGUCUCUGAGCCCAGUGAUGCCCUGGAGCUGACUGUGUUGGGACCACUCGCCAAGCCCACUCUGUGGACCCACACUGACCUUGUGGUGACCCCAAGGACCAACAUCAUUCUGUGGUGCUCCAGGCCCAGGCUAUCUUCUCUUCAAGAGGUGACUUUCACUCUGUGGAAGUCUGGGACCCAGGAACCCUUGCAACAGCAGCCCACAGAAGAUCUCUGGACUGACUUCUCCCUCUCCUCUCUGAGCCCUGAGGACACUGGGAGCUACAGGUGUGCUUACAGGACAGUCUCUGGGACAGAAUCAGAGUCCAGCCAUGCCCUGGAGCUGACUGUGUUGGGACCACUCGCCAAGCCCACUCUGUGGACCCACGCUGACCUUGUGGUGACCCCAAGAACCAACAUCACUCUGUGGUGCUCCAGGCCCAGGCUAUAUUCUCUUCAAGAGGUGACUUUCACUCUCUUGAAGUCUGGGACCCAGAAACCCUUACAACAGCAGCCCACAGAAGAUCUCUGGACUGACUUCUCCCUCUCCUCUGUGAGGCCUGAGGACACUGGGAGCUACAGGUGUGCUUACAGGACAGUCUCUGGGACAGCAUCCAGUGAUGCCCUGGAGCUGGUGGUGCCAGGAUCUCUGCCCAAGCCUUCUCUCUCAGCCCUCCCAGGCCUGGUGGUGGAGCCUGGGAAGCAUGUGACUCUCCAGUGCAGGCAGCCCCCUCGGUCAGCACUCUGGAGAGCGACAUUCACUCUGCUGAAGGUGGGCAGCCCUCAACCCCUGCAGAGCCAGAGCCCAGCUGGGACUUCAGCUGACUUCCCCCUCCUGUCUGUGAGGGCCCAGGAUGUUGGCAACUACACCUGUGUCUACUAUAGUAGGACGUCUCCAUACCAGGUCUCUGAGCCCAGUGAUGCCCUAGAGAUCUGGGUGACAGAUGAGCUCCCCAAGCCUUCCCUCUCAGCCUCACCAGGACUAGAGGUGGUCUCAGGAACCAAUGUGACCUUCCUUUGCUGGGGACCUUCAUGGGCUACUAAAUUUGUUCUGUACAAGGAGGGAGUUGAAGAAAUCCUGCACAACAAGGGAGCCCAUGAAGAUCGGGGUCAGUUCCUCUUGACUCGUGUGACCCCCAAGGACUCUGGCAAAUACAGCUGCAGCUAUCAUCUGGGCAUCAAUGAAAGUCUCUGGAAGCAGCCUAGUGAUGCCCUGGAGCUUCUAGUGAAAGAUUCCAGUAACAACCUCAUCAUCCUCCUCAGCUGUGUUUCUUUUCUCCUCCUCCUCUGCCUUCUCCUGUUUGCAUUCCUCCGCCAUGGAUCCAUUCCUAUGGGGUCUUUGCAAGGAUACAGUCCUCAGAGCUGUUUUUGUUGCUCUUGCCUUCCUUGGAGGACCUGCCUGCCUCAUCAUCCUGAGGCACCCAGAGAGGAAAGCCCAUAUACAGAAGUGGCUGUGGACCGACCAAGGGAACUACAGGUCUCCAUUGCUGAAGAACCUCAGGGAGUGACAUACACUCAGCUGAACAUAAAAACCUUGAAUAAGAAGAAAACUAACUCCAAAAAAUCUCCCACAGAAGACACGCUCUAUGCCAGUUUAUAUUUAGACUGAGAGUUUGGGCACCUUGUUUGUGAAGGAAUUCUCCACUUCUGCUCGUCUCCUCUCCCUCAUCCUUAUUUUAUCUGUUCCCUAAUGUAGCUUUCCCACAUUCCCAUUACGGAGGAGCCAUGAUAACUAUUAAGAAUAUCUCCUGGGCAUAAACUUGGGCAAACCCAGUGCAUCAGUCUAAAGGUGGCUGAGAAUAGAAUCUGAAACUUAAAGUUUUAAGAAACACCUUAUUGAAAUGCUGAAACAGCAGGAAAGACAGUGGAUUUUAUUUUUGUUCAUUGUGGCUAGUAAAAGUAAUAAUAAUAAUAAGUAUUAUCACUAUUACUAUUUUCUCCUCCUGUAACUAUCGUGAACACUUUGCUUUGUGGUCAAUGUUGGAUAAAAGAGAGAAUAAAAAGCUUUUAUAGUGGCGUAGAAAGUGGUGCCUACAUGGGAAUGACCUCACUAUCAUCAGUACUGGGUCAAAGAGAAAAUAACAUACACACACAAUUGGGUUUAAAUUCUAUCUUAUCCUACAGGAAACUGGAGAAGGGGAUAAGAGAAGAAAAGGGAGUAAUAGAAAGAAGGGCAGAUUGGAGAAUUAGAUUCAAAAAAAUUCUUCCAUCAGAUUAUCUGAAGAAAGAAAACAGAGAACAGAGUAAAAUAGGAUCCAAAUUGGAGUCAAAUACUGUUUUCUAAAAUAAUUGUGAAAAAAAAUUUUUUGAAGCAAGUUUCUCUGAUAAAGGCCUCAUGUCUCAAACAUAUAAAGAAAUGAGUCAAAUUUAUAAACUUCAAAGCCAUUCCUCAAUUGACAAAGGAUUUAAAAAUAUGAACAAUUUUCAGAUGAGUUUAAGCUAUCUUUAAUCAUAUGAAAAGAUGCUUUAAGUCAUUAUUUAUUAAAUAAAUGCAAAUUAAAACAAUUCUGAGGUAUUCCCUCAUAUUUAUUAGAUUGACUAAUAGGACAAAAUAGGAAAAUGACAAGUGGUGGAGGGCAUGUAGCAAAAAUAAAACAUUAAUGCUCUAUUGGCAGAGCUGUGACUCUAUUCAAUGAUUCUAUAGAGUGACUUGGAACUAUGCCCAAAAGGCUACAAAAACAUACAUAUCCUUUGAGCUAAAAAUACCACUUCUAGACCCGUAUUGGAAAAGAGAGGGAAAAAUCAAAAAGAAGGACUUAGGAUGAAAAUUGCCGUCCAUCCCCAGAGAAAGAAGUGGUGGUGUUUGAAUAUAGAAUAAAGCAGACAUUUUUAUUUAAUUAACUUUUCUUGAGGGGCUUUUUUGGUCUAUGUUCCCUUCUUUGGUCUAUGUUCCAUGAUUACUGUGGAACUGUUUUGAAUGACUACACAUGGGUAUCCUAUAUUGAAUUGUUUGGCUUGGGAAAGUAGAGUUGAACUUGGAGGAAAGGAAAAAUUUGGAAAUCAAGGUUUUAAAAAUAAAUGUUUGUAAUUGUUUUACAUGUAAGUAAGAAAAUAAAAUACUAAAUGAAAAGGAAAAGGAAUAGGAAAAAUAUUAAUCAAUUUUUUAUUCUCUUCAAAGAAUCAGCUAUCAGUUUUAUUUAUCAUUCCUAUAGAUUAGUUUGUUUCUCUUUGUUUCUUCUCUAGUUUUUAUGUCUCCUCCUUUGUGGUUAUUUGAUAUUUGUCUAUUUCUUAAGUUUUUAGUCCUUUAUGAUAAUAUACAGUUAAUUAAUUCUUCUCCUUCCUAUUUUAUUAAGAUAUCUUUGAAGAUAAAUGACUUUUUCCAAGCAGACUUCUUCAGCUGUAUCUCAAUAAAUA